UCCAAGUCCUACCGGCUUGCACUUCCCCAGCCGGUUCCUUUAUAGCUGCCUGCUUCCCCUCCAAGGCCUUGAGGUUGUGGCAGCACUAGAGGACCAGGGAGGACAUGGCCAGGGGUCCUGAGGGCGUGCGGAGCUGGCCAGCCCUGGUGCUGCUGGCCGCCGUGGUCACCGCUGAGACAGAGGCCACCAACCCUGGCUUCACGACCAGGAUCUCCCAGAAGGGCCUGGACUAUGCCUGCCAGCAGGGGGUGGCCGUGCUGCAGAAGGAGCUGGAGAAGAUCCGCAUCCCCGACGUCUCUGGAAAAUUCAAGCUCAGGCCUUUCGGGAAAGGGCACUACAACUUCCACAGCUUGGUUGUCCGCAGCUUCCAGCUUCCCAAUCCCCAGAUCAGGCUGCAGCCCAACGUGGGCCUUCGCGUCUCCAUCAGCAAUGCCAAUGUCAGGAUCGGCGGGCGCUGGAAGGCCAGGAAGGGUUUCAUCAAAGUCAGAGGCAAGUUCGACCUGAGCGUGGAGGGCGUCUCCAUCUCGGCGGACCUCAAGCUGGGCAGUGUCCCUGCCUCGGGCCGUGCCACCGUCACCUGCUCCAGCUGCAGCAGCAACAUCAACAGGGCCCGCUUGCGGGUCUCAGGCAUCCUGGGGUGGCUGCUUAAACUCUUCCACAAAAGAAUCGAGUCUUCGCUCCGAAACACCAUGAACAGCAAGAUUUGCCAGGUGCUGACCAGUUCUGUGUCCUCCAAGCUGCAACCUUAUGUCGAGACUCUGCCACUGAAAGAGAGGCUCGAUUCCGUGGCCGGGAUCGACUACAGCCUGGUGGCACCGCCAAGAGCCACGGCCGACAGCCUGGACAUGCAGCUGAAGGGCGAGUUUUACAACGUGGCCCGCCCCAGCCCACCGCCCUUCAUGCCGCCGCCCAUGGCCAUUCCCAGCCUCCAUGACCGCAUGAUCUACCUGGCCAUCUCCGACUACCUCUUCAACACGGCUGCACUGGUGUACCAACAGGCUGGAGCCUUCGGCCUGACCCUGAGGGACGACAUGAUCCCCAAGGAGUCCAAAUCCAGACUGACAACCAAGUUCCUCGGGAAAGCCCUACCCCAGGUGGCCAAGAUGUUCCCCAACAUGAAUGUGCAGCUCACGCUGUCCGUCUCCUCCCCGCCACACCUGACCACGCGCCCCACCGGCAUUGCCCUCACCGCCGCCGUGGACCUGCAGGCCUUUGCCAUCCUCCCCAACUCCUCCCUGGCUUCUCUCUUCCUGCUUGGCCUGAAACUGAACACCUCGGCGAAGAUUGGCACCAAGGCGGACAAGCUGGUUGGAGAACUCACGCUGGGCAGGCUGAUCCUGGAGCUGAAGCACUCCAACAUUGGCUCCUUCCCGGUUGAACUGCUGCAGGCCCUCAUGGACUACGUCCUGUCCGCUGUCGUGCUCCCCAAGAAAAACUGCAGCGAGGGCUCCCUCUGCCGAUGCCCCGGAAGGUGCAGCUCUAUGACCUGGUGCUGCAGCCACACCAGGAUUUCCUGCUGCUCGGUGCCAACGUCCAGCAUGGCUGACGUCGCUCCCCAGGCAAGGCGGUGUCUACACCUGCUCCUGGGGGGUCAUGGGGCACAGGCCAUGCUUCGCCAGGGAAUCCUCUCUAGGUCUCGGCCACGAGCCCCAGCCAGUGUUUCUGAACUCCGAUUCCAAAAUGACCCAACACAGGAGCCACGCUCACUGGAAAAGUGCACCUCGGGGGUGAUGAGCUCCUUUCAAAGCUCCAGGAGUUGCAUUUCAAUUGUGACCACUCUGUGCUUCACAAAAAAAAAAAAAAAAAAAAAAAAAACCUCUGUGUUUUUUUUUUUUUCCUGCAGAUUCUUGUGCUGGAAUCAUUUCUUGCGUCCACUCAUUUGUUCAUUCAUUGACUGGGACCAGUGUGGGUCCCACUACAGUCUACAGCUCAGGCACAGUCACCUGUUUCUAUUUCAGGAAUUAAGCUCUAAGUCCCCACUUGCCUACAUUAGCGGGUCGUCUUGUUGCCCCCAGUGUCUUUGGGGCUCUCCUAGUCCAAAGGGAAUGAAUCUUGCCUCCUACAGUCAGGCAUCCGGGCUGUUGUUUCUGAUACUGCCACAUGGAGGUGCUGUUGGAAGGUGACUCUGCCCAGCCCCU
Molecule: messenger RNA, 2138 nt
Organism: Oryctolagus cuniculus (rabbit)
Lineage: Eukaryota; Metazoa; Chordata; Mammalia; Lagomorpha; Leporidae
Source: RefSeq, a predicted model, not a curated record